This is a messenger RNA of Symsagittifera roscoffensis, 906 nucleotides long. RefSeq names its product venom allergen 5-like. Bases 115 to 852 code for a protein of 245 amino acids. The transcript has 4 exons. NCBI's taxonomy places the organism in Eukaryota, Metazoa, Xenacoelomorpha, Acoela, Convolutidae. The record is from RefSeq and is a predicted model, not a curated record.
CAACGCAUUGCAACCGGCAGAAAAUUUUAACGAUCAUCAUAACUUUGUAUAUUCAAAAAUUUAAGUCAAAGCUUUUUUCUCUUCAAUUGUUUGGAAUAGAGUGUAGUUUUUGUUAUGAAAUUGAAUUACUUAUUCUUAAUGGUCACUAUCUUUACUGAACAGUGCUGUAUUGAAUCUUUUAAAUUUUGGCAAAAGAGUUCAGCUACUGAAGCAGAUAUUGGACCGGAUGGCCUCACAUAUCAGCAGAGGAGACGUGCCCUGAACUCGCACAACAGGUGGCGGAAUGGACUCAAGUGGAGGGACCGGAACAGGGAGAGCUUCAGUGGAUACCCGGUGGGCAUGAACAAAUUAGAAUGGAGUGAACAGCUGGCACUCACCGCCAAACAUGUUGCGAGUGCGUGCAAAAAGGACCACUUGUCCGACAGAGGGACUCUUUUUGCCCAGCUGGAGGAGGAGAUGGGAGAGAUAGGGGAGAAUCUGGCAUUUGCAAGUGGCUUCCAGGGCAAAACCAGGCAUGUGGGACGGCUAGUGCUGGAGUGGUACAGGGAGAUCAAACAGUACAGCUGGCGACAACACACAUGUAAUCCUUCAUGGGCGUGUCGUCAUCUAACCCAAAUACUCUGGGCGGACACCAAGUACAUAGGGUGUGCACAGGAGAAGUGUGUGAACACUUGGAAGAAGAGAGGCAGGACACGGACUUGGACCAACUUUGUCUGUCACUACAACAUAGCCGGCAACUGGUGGGGAGAGACGCCAUUUGAGACGAUCCACACAUAUGAUCCACAAAGAAUGUGUCCAGAAGAAGGAACCAGGCUUGAUGAUGUUUAUGAAAAUUUGUGUGUAGAGAUAUAGGUUUAUUCAUCGAAUAGCUUCUUGAGUUUGCUUCAAUGGAAUACGUUUUAAUUU